Messenger RNA from Rhagoletis zephyria (snowberry fruit fly), 1758 nucleotides. NCBI's taxonomy places the organism in Eukaryota, Metazoa, Arthropoda, Insecta, Diptera, Tephritidae. The record is from RefSeq and is a predicted model, not a curated record.
AUGGCCAUCGGCAAUGGCACGGCUCAGGCGGCCGCUCAGGCUCAACAGGCCGCCCAGGUGGCCGCAGCGCAGAUGGGCGGACCGCACGGGCUGACACAACUGCAGCAUCUCUCCCGAGGUCCUCAGCAGAUGGUUCGACUGAUUACUCCACAGCAGGGGCAGACGCUGGCCGGCAUGGGCGGCCAUCCGCUCGGUCACGGUCCCCAGCAGAUCAUCACCAGUCUGGCGCAUGGCGGCAACCUCGCCGGAACGCCCAUUAUGCUCACCUCGGCCAUGGGCGGCGGCGGACCGGCACAACUGCUCACCACGGUCACAACUGCACAGCAGCACCAGCUUCAUCAGCAGCAGCAACAACAACAGCACCAACAUCUGGCGACGAGCUUAGGCGUGGGACCGCCAACACAGCAGCCUGGAGGUAUUCUCUCGGCGGCGACGACCCUACCUCAGACGCGGAUGCCAGUGCCGACGAUGAUGCAGGUCGGCCAUCCGGUUCACCAGAUGGGCGCGCCGCUCAAUGCAUUACCCAUUAACCAGUGUCAGCUGCACCCGGGCGCGCCGACGAUACCACCGCCUGCCCGAGCGACGACGCCCUCCAAACCGAAGGCGCCCUCCAAGUCAAAGGCGGCCAAGGAGAAGGCAGAGGCGAAGAAAGCGGCGGCCGCGGCAAAUGCUGCCGCCCUCGCUGCCGCCAGCGCCGCCUCUUCUGGCGGAGCUGGAGUCCCGGGCGUCUUUCCGGGUCCAGUGGGAGCGGGGCCAGCGGUGCCCGGUGAGAAGGGCGGUGCGGCGAAGGCCAGCUUCAGGGACGACGACGACAUCAACGACGUGGCGGCGAUGGGCGGCGUCAAUCUGCAGGAGGAGUCGCAGCGCAUUCUGGGCACCGGGGCGGAGAUUAUCGGCCAGCAGAUUCGCAGCUGCAAGGAUGAGCCCUUUCUCCACGGGACGCCGCUGCACAGUCGCAUCAGUGGAAUUGUGAGAAAACACGAGCUUACCGACUGCUCUGCCGAUGUGAUAGCCCUCGUGUCACACGCCGUCCAGGAGCGCCUGAAGACGCUAGUCGAAAAGUUGGGCUGCAUUGCCGAGCACAGACAGGAGCAGUUUAAGAACAACCCCAACUACGUAGUCUACCAGGAUGUGAAGGCGCAGGUGCAGUUUCUUCAAGAGCUGGAUCGCAUUGAGAAGAAGCGCCACGAGGAGCAGGAGAGAGAGGUGCUCAUCAAGGCGGCAAAGAGUCGCUCAAAGAUGGACGACCCCGAUCACAUUGCGAUCAAGGCGAGAGCGAAGGAGAUGCAGCGCCAGGAGAUGGAGGAGAUUAGACAGCGGGAGGCGAAUGAGACGGCACUGCAGGCCAUUGGCUUCCCCAAGAAACGACAAAAGACUGGGCCGGCGACAAGUGGUGGUGGUACCAACAGUAGCGGUGGUCCUUCCAGUGUCGGUGGAGGAGGAUCAGGCGGAGGCACUGAUGGACCUUUUGGGACAGGAGGCGGCGGCGGCGGCUCUUUGAACAACCUCAGUGGGGGCAGCAACAGCAACGGCCUGGGCCUGGGCAGCUCCAGCUCCUCAGGUCUGACAAAUCACAGCGGAGGAGGUGGUGGAGGUCUUGGCGGCAGCGGAGGAGGCAAUGGCGCAGGAAGUGGUUCAUCCACCAAACCAGCAAUCAAACGUAUCAAGAGGGUGACAAUGAAGGACGUCUACUUUAUGAUGGAGCACGAGCACGACAUUGUCCGCUCGCACAGUCUCUACCGGACCUAUGCUCGGUAG